AUGCUGUCAGAACAGCUAGAGAAUGAAUUGCUGUUCCAACUGCAUUCGAAUCACCUGACCGUCCACCCGCUCGUGGAAAAGCUGUUGAAGGUGUCGAAGGUGACUGCUUUUAGAUUGGCGAAAGAGGCUGUUUCCACCAAGCACGUAGCAAAAGAUGACCCCGUCUUCAUACACGGCGAAAAACCCAGCCAUAUGUACAUCGUCAUGGAGGGUCAGUUCCAAUACAAGCGCGUAACCUCCGCGGGCGACGUCGUUCGUGAGGUGGUCGAUAAGGGCGAGGAUUGGAUUGCGGAGCCUGUGCUGUGGUCGACAGAGUGGUACCAUUUGGGCGACUGCACCGCAGCCGAUCAGAGCAGCUUGAUGUUGGUGAGCCCCCAGCAGUUCUGCAAUGAAGUGCAGCGCAACCCGACAGCCUGGAUUUUGGUCACGACCUAUUGCAAGAAUUUCUUGAAGUGGUUGAACUCUGCAGACCCCGACGAUCUCUCUGACAUUACCCAAGGCGACAACAAGGAUGUUUCGACGCAGCUGAAGAACUUCAUGGUUGUCGACGACAUGAGCAAGCUGCAGAUGCAGCUAAGCCUUCGGUCCAGAAGAUGGAAAACCAGUCCGAUCAAAGGGCCGUCUGCCAAGACUAUCAUCAUCAACACCGUAGGUAAGAUCGCGAAUCGUAGGGGGUCUACCGACUCUGCAUGA
Messenger RNA from Prorocentrum cordatum, 693 nucleotides. Lineage: Eukaryota; Dinophyceae; Prorocentrales; Prorocentraceae. The record is from the annotation of a GenBank genome assembly.